This is a messenger RNA of Protopterus annectens (West African lungfish), 5113 nucleotides long. RefSeq names its product guanylate cyclase 1 soluble subunit beta 1 (gene GUCY1B1). Lineage: Eukaryota; Metazoa; Chordata; Ceratodontiformes; Protopteridae. Gene Ontology annotation, molecular function: heme binding; guanylate cyclase activity. The record is from RefSeq and is a predicted model, not a curated record. Gene Ontology annotation, cellular component: guanylate cyclase complex, soluble. Gene Ontology annotation, biological process: cGMP biosynthetic process; response to oxygen levels. The transcript is spliced from 13 exons. The coding region runs from base 386 to 2230 and encodes 614 amino acids.
GAGAAUGUGAAUACUGAUCUCUGCUGCCGUGCUGCUCUGAUGGCGUAUCUCAGUACGUGGUGAGAAUGUGAAUACUGAGCUCUGCUGCCGUGCUGCAUGCUGGUGGUGUAUGUCAAGUCCAGUGCAAUGAACAUCCAAGUCUGAAUAAGCGGAAGACUGGUACAGCCACUUCGCUUUCUUCACCUAGACAUCUGUUGACCAUGGACUACAGUCCCUUAUUUUCGCGGUAUUAAUUUUAAUGCCUCUCUAUACCGAUUUAACAGAAAUUUACUAACAUUAAAGGCUCCUGAUUUCUCCACCAAAGCACCGAUCUGCCUGCUGACUUGUGCAAUACGGAAACACAAUUUAAGUAUUCGAAGAUAAGGCGUAAAAAACACUGACUAAAAUGUAUGGCUUUGUGAAUCAUGCUUUAGAGCUGCUGGUAUUACGGAACUUUGGCCCAGAGGUGUGGGAAGAUAUCAAGAAGGAAGCACAGCUGGAUGUGGAAGGACAGUUCCUUGUACGUUUAAUAUAUGACGACUCAAAAACAUACGAUCUAGUAGCUGCAGCAAGCAAAGUUCUUAAACUUAAUGCUGGGGAGAUCCUGCAGAUGUUUGGAAGCAUGUUUUUUGCCUACUGCCAAGAAUCUGGUUAUGAUACAAUUCUUCGAGUCCUUGGUUCAAAUGUUAGAGAGUUCCUUCAGAACUUGGAUGCCCUUCAUGAUCACCUUGGUACAAUAUAUCCCGGGAUGCGUGCUCCUUCAUUUAGAUGCACUGAUGCAGAGAAGGGAAAAGGACUUAUUUUGCACUAUUACUCAGAAAGGGAUGGUUUGGAAGAUAUAGUGAUUGGAAUAGUCAGGACUGUGGCUCAGCAGAUACAUGGCACAGAAAUAGAAAUGAAGGUUCUUCAGGAGAAGACUGAGGAUUGCGACCACAUUCAGUUUUUAAUAGAGGAAAAGGAUUCACAGGAAGAAGCUUUCUUUGAAGAUGUGGACAGAUUUGAGGAAAAUGAUGCUCAAGAAUCUAGGAUAAGUCCUUACACUUUUUGCAAGGCCUUUCCCUUCCACAUCAUGUUUGACAAAGAUUUCAUUGUGUCUCAGUGUGGAAAUGCUAUUUACAGAGUUCUGCCUCAGCUUCAGCCUGGAUCCUGUAACUUGCUUUCAGUUUUCUCACUGGUACGGCCUCACAUUGACUUUACUUUCCACGGAAUCUUGUCACACAUCAACACUGUUUUUGUACUGAGGAGCAAGGAGGGAUUGUUAAAUGUUGAAAAGGCAGAAUGUGAAGAUGAGCUGACAGGAGCAGAAAAAAGCUGCCUGCGUCUUAAAGGCCAGAUGAUCUACUUACCGGAAACAGAAAACAUCCUUUUCCUGUGCUCUCCAAGUGUCAUGAAUCUUGAUGACCUAACAAGCCGUGGCCUCUACCUUAGUGAUAUUCCACUACAUGAUGCUACUCGUGACCUGGUCCUGUUAGGUGAGCAAUUUCGUGAGGAAUAUAAAUUGACCCAAGAGCUGGAGAUCCUUACAGAUCGGCUUCAGCACACAUUAAGAGCACUCGAGGAUGAAAAGAAAAAGACUGACAGGUUACUGUACUCAGUCCUUCCACCUUCAGUUGCUAAUGAGCUGAGGCACAAACGGCCAGUACCAGCCAUGCGAUAUGAUAAUGUAACUAUCCUUUUCAGUGGAAUUGUGGGAUUCAAUGCUUUCUGCAGCAAGCAUGCCUCUGCAGAGGGAGCAAUGAAGAUUGUAAAUCUUCUGAAUGAUGUGUACACAAGGUUCGAUAUUCUGACUGAUUCCCGAAAGAAUCCUUUUGUUUACAAAGUGGAAACAGUUGGUGAUAAAUAUAUGACAGUGAGUGGUUUGCCUGAACCAUGUGUUCACCAUGCCCGAUCGAUCUGCCAUCUGGCACUAGACAUGAUGGAAAUAGCUGGACAACUGAAAGUGAAUGGAGAACCUGUACAGAUAACUAUAGGUAUCCACACUGGGGAAGUGGUUACAGGUGUUAUUGGUCAGCGAAUGCCCCGCUAUUGCCUUUUUGGGAACACUGUUAACCUAACAAGCAGAACUGAAACUACGGGAGAAAAGGGGAAGAUUAAUGUAUCAGAGUACACCUACAGGUGCUUGAUGAGUCCAGAAAAUUCAGAUCCACAGUUUCACCUGGAAUAUCGAGGACCUGUUGCUAUGAAGGGCAAAAAGGAACCAAUGAAAGUCUGGUUUCUCUCAAGAAACUCUGAAGGGUCUGGAGAUAUAUAAUUAAAGCAACACAUCCUCACAUGCAAAAGUAACAUUUAAAUGCUACAUGUUUCAUCUUAGUUAUUACAAACUCACUUAGUGUUUGAGAAAAUAAACCUUCCACUACUAAAAAGGGCAUUUUUGCAAAACUGUAGUAAAUGUACUUAAUGUCAUUAUUGAGAAUUAAUUUCUGAAAUACUUGUCUUCAUUAUUUAUCUUAUCACUGAGUUAAUAGUGCUGUGUUCCACAGAAAUGAGUGCCAAAUCUAAAUAUUUUACUAUGUCUUAAGGUGAAUGUAUGACAGAGCAUCCCAUUAUAGAGUAAUAUAUUUUCACAAAUUAUAUGUUUUAUACAUUUGCAAACAGUUUUCUGAAUUGCUUCUUGGGGCACAGUUGUUUUACUUAAUCUGUAAGGAAUGUGUAAAGAGUUGCUCAAAAAGUCUCAAAUCUUUUCUCGUUAAACUUGUCAUCGGCCCUGACAGGACUGCCUCUGAAUGGUAAUGUUUAGCAUAACAUUUUUAAACUAUAACCACUCAAGCGUAAUAUGACAUGAAAAUGCAAUAUAACAAGAAAGGUUUCUAUAAAUAGAGGACGUUUGUUUCUUUUUCUUCAGGAAUAAAGAUGAUCACAUAACUUUUACUUGCUUGCAUUGUUUACAUAUGUCAUUUUAAUACAACAUAGUUUCUUUGACAGUUUCUUUCAUGGCACACUGCAGAGAUUAUUAAACAAAAGUGUUCAGUCUCGAGUCUUCUGUGGUAAUAUAGCAGUUUCAGCAAAACAUUAAACAUUUAGUAACAUCUCAGUGUCGGCACAUACUAUCAUAAAGUAUUGGAAAUUUUACAGGAAGGACCUUAAUGCAGUGGUUAAAAAGGCCCACAUGCAAACAUCUGAGUUGGAUUAUUUAAGCCGGCCUAUGAUAAGUGAUUUUUUUAUCCAAGUAGCCACUAUGUUCCACAACUUAAUAUAAGAACUAAAACUGGUAACAAACGGAAUGAUGACCAGUUUUUAAAUCUGGUACUCAGGUGCAGAAGAUCCAUCAUAAAAUGUAGCCUACUCAUCCGGUAUUCCCUCCCAUGUGUGAGUCUGAUGUGCACAAGAUACCACAGUGCUAUAUGUCAUAGUGAGUCAUGCUUGGCCUGCUUUCCCAUGUCGUCAUGUGACAGUCUGAUCUGCACAGUCCCACAGUGGUAUGUCCAGACUCAUGUUUGGCCCUAGUUUCCUAUUACCCAUGUGGGCAGUUUGAUUUGUACAGUCCCUCACAGUGUUAUGCCCAGUGACACAUAGUGGCACAUGCUCGGCCUGUUUUUCAUUACCCGAUGUGGGAGUCUGAUGUGCACAGGAUACCACAGUGCUAUAUGUUGUAGUGAUUCAUGCUUGACCUGCUUUCUCAUGACUCCAUGUGACUUCCUGAUGUUCACAGUAUCUCACAGUAGAGCCCUAUUUUCCAUUGAGCCCAUGCGGCAGUCUUGUGUGCAUAGUAACCCUAAGCCACUAUGGGCACUGUGAACUAACAUCGGGUGUCACAGUGGCUGGGCAAUUUUUUGGGGGCUAGGCUUGUAAAGGCUCCAGGGCAAUUAGCCUAGUACACACCCAUGAACAGUGGUGUGCCCAAUGCCACCUGCUUGACCUGUUUUCCUAAUACCCCAUGCAGCAGGCUGAUGUGCACAAUAUUCCACAGUGGUAUGCCCAGUGACACUGGAUUGACUUGCUUUUCUGUUACCUCAUGUGUCAUCUUGAUGUGCACAGUAACCCACAGUGGUUUGCCCACUGGGACAUACUUGACCUAUUUCCCAUUACUCCAUGUGGCAGUCUGAUGUGCCCAGGAUCCCAUAGUGGUAUGUCCAGUGACAUAUGCAUUCUGCAGUGCAUGACUUUUUUAGUCAGUAGUACUGCCUGCUACUUCACCAGUGUUCACAUUAUGACAACACUGCUGUGUAUCAGGCUACAUCUGUUUCUAUUGGUUGAACACAUCAGUAUCAGCCAUAAACUCACUUGCCUGCUCUUUUGCCAACUCCUGAAGUGUGCAUGUCAGUAGACAAUCUUAAAUCAUUUAUAUAAAAGUCAAAGCUUUAUAUCUGCAUGCCAACAGCUGUAGGCAAUAGUUUUAAUCACAUCUUUAAAUAUUUUCCUAUAUCUUAGGAUGUGUACUUGUUUUUUUUCCCUACUAUGCUGAAUGAAACCAUAGUCACACCAUUUUUAUAAACUUCCGUUACAUAUAUUAACUGUUCUUCCCAUUUUUUCCUCAUUAUUGUAGAUAAUUUAAAAGCUAAUUAAUCUUUCAGGAUAUAAUUGGGUUCUACAUCUUUUUUACAUAAAACCAGACUACUUCUCACCAUAGAUCGUCUUCCCAUUUGCAGAACAUCAGUAAAAUGCAUAGGAGAAUCCAUUCUUAUAAACGCAUAGAAUGCUCAGUUUAUGGUUCUCACCUAGUAAAGUGAUAUUGACUUUGGCUGAAAAAAUACUUCAGAUCUUAAACCCAUAAGUUAAUUGGCUGAGGCAUGACAUGCUUAUGUGAAUUGUUAAGGACUCUUAAAACAUGUUUCAUUAUGUUUUAAUUUGUAUUGUUCUUUCUGCUUAGAUUUGCCUGUAAAUACAUAUUUAUAAACAAGUAAAUCUGAAAAUAUAUUCAUAUGAAUUUGAUAUGUCUAAAGUGUGUGCAGUAUGAACAACGUGAAGUUUUUUAGGCCUAUAUGUGUAGAUUCUGUAUUCUAUGUUUUUAAGUAAUGUUAUAUGGUUCAUCAUACAAAUAAAAUCUUUGAUAUUGAUAUUGAUAAAAUAUGCACAUGUAUUUUCAAUUCUGUUUCCAGUUUUUGAUGUCUAACAGUGUUAACACAUGAUAGUAAUGGUCUAAUGUUGUCAAAUGUGCCACAUCAGAAAUAUGGUCAAUAAAAAUUUCUGCUUUUUA